UUUUGUUGAUCAUAAAUUUUGUUAUGUAAUUGAUGAAUUUUUGCUAAAUCCUUUAUGGGGUUUAGCUGAUAGUAAUUUUGUUAUGUACUUCUAAACAAGCAUAUGCACAAAAGUGAUGUAGGACUUUAGUAAAUGUUUUGGACCGGCGGUGAAUUUGAUGAAAUUAAAGUGAUAGUGUAAUUUUGUAAAAGUUUAUAAGUAUAGUUUUUGUUGAAAUUACAGUGGCAUAUUAUGAUUCUGCCAAAUUCACCGUCAAUCAAAUAUGCACUUAGAAGUGUAUGUUUUCUUAAGGUUGUUUUCAUGUAUGUGUUAGGUAGAUGAUGUAAGAUAUAGUGUAUGUUUGGUAUCACGAUGGGUGUUGCUUCUGUAAAAUCACGAUGAAUCACCGUGAUUGUGACAUACUCACUAUGAAGUGCUUGUUUUGAUGUUUUAUAUUGAUGAUGUUUCAGGAAGUAGUAUGAGAGCUAAGAGUUUGAUAAUUAAGAGGAAGCUUAGUAUUAGAAGGAAAUUGAAGAAGAUGAUAAAGUGUGUGUGUUCAAGGGAUAAGUUAAGUGUCGAUGAAAUGAAUUAUUCAUCAGAAUCUCUUGCAACUAGGGACUAUUCAGCAACAGCAAGUGGUUAUUCAUCUCAUCCUGGUGAAAAUGGAACAAAGGUUGAUAAUAGUAACAUUGAAGAAGCAGAGUCAUCUCUUCGUGAAAGUGGUUAUUUGAACUAUGAGGAAGCUAGAGCCUUGUUAGGAAGACUUGAGUAUCAGAAAGGCCACAUUGAAGCUGCACUUCUAGUAUUUGAAGGAAUAGACAUUGCUUCUGUCAUUCCCAAGAUGAAAAUGUCUAUAUCUAAAAGAUGUGAAUCCAAUAAUAAACACCGUCCGCAAAGUGAUUCAGCGCCUUCUAUGUCAAUACAUGCUGUUAGUUUACUUCUUGAAGCUGUUUUCCUCAAAGCUAAAUCAUUGCAGACUCUCGGAAGGUUUCAAGAAGCUGCUCAAUCAUGCAAAACUAUUUUAGACACUAUUGAAUCUGCACUACCAGAAGGCUGGCCUGAAAACUUUGUUUCGGAUUGUAAAUUACAAGAGACGGUAACAAAUGCUGUUGAACUGCUUCCAGAAUUAUGGAAACUUGCAGGCUCACCUCAAGAUGUUAUCUUAUCUUUUAGAAAAGCAUUAAUUUAUCAUUGGAAUCUUGACAAUGAAGCAACUGCAAGAAUACAAAAGGAAUUUGCGUUGUUUCUUUUGUACAGUGGUUACGAAGCGGACUCUCCUUCACUUCGGUCGCAAUUGGACGGUUCGUUUGUGCCAAGAAACAACAUAGAAGAAGCUAUUCUUCUACUUCUGAUUCUGCUGAGAAAAUCAAAAGAUUCUUCAAUAAUUCAUCACCUUUCUUUUGCUCUAAGUGUUUGUGGUGAAUUCGUGACGCUAGCUCAAGAGGUUGAGGAAUUACUUCCAGAAACAAUGGAGAGAAGAGAAAGAUAUUAUACUCUAGCACUUUGUUACUGCGGCGAAGGUCAGCAUAUAGUUGCAUUGGAUCUUUUGAGGAACUUUAUGAAUAAUAGAGAGAACUCAGUAUACUCAGAUUGCAUAGAGGAAUUACUUUUAGCUUCGAAAAUUUGUGCAGACAAUAAGGUUUGUGUCGAAGACGGAAUCGAAUUUUCAAGCAAGGCUAUUUCUCAGAUGAAUGGAAAAUGCAAUCAAAUUGAAGCUAUUGCGAAUUGUUUACUAGGUGUUCUACUGUCUGCAAAAUCAAAAUCAGCUUCUUCUGAAUCAGAAAAAGCUUUGAUGCAGUCUCAAGCAUUCAGUGCUCUAAAAGCUUCUGAGAGAAUGAUGAUGGAAAAUGAUCCUUAUAUUGUUCUUAAUCUUUGUCUGGAAUAUGCUGAACAUAGGAAUUUGAGAAUUGCUUAUAAUCAUGCAAAGAAAUUGGUUAAGCUGGAAGGUGGGUCUAGUAUUAGUGGAUAUAUACUACUAGCACGGAUUUUAUCGGCUCAAAAAAAGUUUGUUGAUGCCGAGAUUGUUAUUGAUGCUGCUUUAGAUCAAUGCGGAAAAUGGGAUCAAGGAGAAUUGUUGAGAACUAAAGCUAAGAUUCAGAUUGCACAGGGAAGAUUGAAAAAUGCUAUUGAGACAUACACUUUUUUUCUUGCUGUUCUUCAAGUCCAAAACAAAAGUCUAGGCACUGCAAACAAGAUUAUGAAGUGUAAGAGAAAUCGCGACAGAAGACUUGAAAUGGAAGUGUGGCAUGAUCUAGCCAAUGUGUACACAGCUUUAUCACAUUGGCGCGAUGCUGAAGUUUGUCUUGCUAAGUCUCAAGCUAUUGAUUCAUAUUCUGCUUCUAGAUGGCACUCCACAGGUUUACUUUAUGAAGCAAGAGGUCUUCAUCAAGAAGCAUUGAAAUCAUUUAGAAAAGCAUUAGAUAUUGAGCCAAACCAUGUGGAAAGUUUGAUAUCAACAGCCUGUGUUCUGAGAAAACUUGGUGGUCAAUCAUCAUCUUCAAUUGUUAGAAACCUUCUGACAGAAGCAUUAAGGCUUGACAGAACAAACUCAUCUGCAUGGUACAAUCUUGGACUUCUCUACAAAGCUGAUUUGGGGUCAUCAGCAUUGGAAGCUGCUGAGUGCUUUGAAGCAGCUGUUUUUCUUGAAGAAUCUUCUCCCAUUGAACCCUUUAGAUAACACUUUCUUUUCAUUUUACUUUAGGUGAUUGUAAAGUUGGUUUUUUGUUUUUCUUACUAAGCUAAAGUUGGUUUAUUGAAUAGUAAAAGGAGAAACAACUCUGGUAAAUAUUUCUUAUUAGUUUAUGUAAGUAAUCAUUAUAUUCCCUUUGGGUUGAUUGAAAUAUAGGUUCAAGCUUAUGUUUUUGUGCAACA
Trifolium pratense (red clover) is the source of this 2850-nucleotide messenger RNA. RefSeq names its product protein NPGR2-like. The coding region runs from base 425 to 2656 and encodes 743 amino acids. Gene Ontology annotation, molecular function: protein binding. NCBI's taxonomy places the organism in Eukaryota, Viridiplantae, Streptophyta, Magnoliopsida, Fabales, Fabaceae. The transcript has 6 exons. The record is from RefSeq and is a predicted model, not a curated record.